AAAUAAAACGCACUUCCCAACCGCUCAGUUCCUCAUCUAUUAUCAUCGAAGACCUUGUACCGUACAAAAACUUAAUAUUUAAACUGUGAGUAACUAAGUGGUUAUGCAUCACAACAAAAAUCCAUAACCUAAUCUCGGUGCUAAAAAAACAAUUCCGUCCUUGAUUAACAACGCUCCAUUCACUUGGAAGUUUAGAUAAUAUUUAUCAAACUUAUCAAGAUAUCGCAACACCUGUCUUGAACUUUUAAUCCUCAGUUCUACUAUCACAGUGACAAUGGAAAUCUUCGACCUUCUCUAUUACGUAACUUUAUUCUUCAUACCGAUCGCACCGUAUUUCAUAUUUUUUAAACAUACCACGAACGGCCGAUUUUACACCAACAGGGACUGGCUCUACCUCUUCAAACUACUCGUCGCAACGCCCGCCAUCAAAAAAUACCAACGGAAAUGCAGACAAUCGCUCGACGAAGGAACCCGAAAGUCGCUUGAAAACCCCAAAAAAAUCAAAUCUGACAUUUACGACGACAACCACUUCAUCUACGGUGUGGACCAAAAUGGCAACAGUUUGUCGCUACGAAUAACCCUCCGGGCCAAUCUAGUCGCCGAGGUAUUUCUUUGUUUGCGUCUGACAACAGGCGCCAUCUACACAUUCCCCGGUGAGAAAAUCACCCGGCUUUACAGCAUAUCGAGCUGGCGAUGGAAAACCAAAGACUUACACGUCGAAAUCCUCGAACCCUUCAAGCGACUCCGCGUCACCUACAACGGUCUUCUAAGCAACGCCACCCACGACGUCGAACACGUUCGAUUCAGUUUCAUAUGGGUGGCCGCCGGCGCUCCCCAGUUCUACCCACAGGACGCCGCUACUGGACUUCUUGCUGACGCUCUAGCCAGACACCCAUGGAGGGACGGUAGCUGGAUUUCGCUCUUAGGUGACGAAAGAGGCUAUGAGCAGUUCGGAGCCUUGAAGGGUUUCGUCAAGGGCGACUCGUUCGCGGACGACCUCUUACUAAAUUUGCCUUCGUGUCGGACCAGGUAUUGGUGCACAGCGGAAAAGUUGGCCAUGCAAAGGAGCGUUCAUUUGUUUGUGGCGGGGAGAGACGGCGCGCUGAUUAGUUUGUGGAUUAAAGAGCUGCAGAAGGGGUGCAAAGAACUACAAUACGGAAACGUCAUCAUGAACAAUGGGAAGGUUUCACCAAUCACCAGUUCCGACGUUCGGCUGGAAUUUUUGGGACAACAGAGAAGUCUCCCAUCUGCCUUUGCAAUACACGUCCAAGCAAACAAAAAAACCUACAGGACUGUAUUUCACCUAAAAACCAAGAAAACCAUCACUACUUCCAUAGCCAACCCCGACUAUCUCGCGCCCGAAUUGUCAAACAGCCCGGCCGACUGCGACCUAAACACCCAACAAGCCAAAUCAUUAGUCGAAUUCUGGUACCGCGGCAAGAGCGAAACGCGUGACCAACUACCCCCACCCCUCAUAACCGAAAACAAAACCCAACACCUACCCAGCUGCUACGUCACCAAUUUCGACGACGACGAUGCAAAAAUCGUGCGUCUAACCGGAGGAAAGGGAUGCUCGUUGGCCCUCUUGACAGCUUUAAAAUCCGACGACUUUGUGGUUCCGGGCGGCUUCGUCGUCACCGUUAACGCCUUCAACAAACAACUCGACGUCAACUUCAACAUGAAGAAGACUGUAGCGAUCCUUGAUGAUAUUUGCUGCGGCCGCACUAGUGGCGACCUCGAACACGCCUGCUCCCUGACUGUGAAAACCGUCCAAUCCGAGGCGAUGCUCCCAGAAAUCGCGGACGCUAUAAUCCGCGCGUUGCGUCACGUGCGUAAAGACGACAUCAUCUCCGAAGAGGCCUGGGCCGUACGGUCGUCGGCCGUCGGUGAGGACUCCGAAGAGUUGUCAGCCGCCGGUCAAAACGAAACCUUUCUCGGGUGCACCACCCCCGACGACGUCAUUAAAUCAGUCUCCGCCUGCUGGGCGUCUCUUUUCACGUAUCAGAGCGUCAAGUACCGCCACCAACACGGCUUACCCAUCGCCACUCAGAUGGCCGUGGUCGUUCAACGCAUGAUCCCCGCCGACUGCGCAGGCGUGCUCUUCACGUGCCACCCCUCCACCGGAAGCCCCGCCCAGAUCGUGAUCACGGCCAAUCACGGCCUGGGUGAGAGCGUGGUGUCGGGUCGGAGCGAGCCCGACACCGUCAUUCUCGAACGCACAUGCGACAACGACGUCACAAUCAAGUCCAAGGCGCUGGGGUCGAAAAAAACGAUGAUCAAGAUGGUGGAAGGCGGAGUCGAGGAGGUGGACGGAGUGGAGGAGUUUAGUGUGACGGAUAACCAAGCGCUGGAGUUGGGGCGAGUGGGGGUGCUGUUGGAGGAGAAGUUCGGCGGUGCGCGUGAUAUAGAGUGGGGGUAUUUCCAGGGGCGGCUCUUUUUGUUACAAGCGCGGCCAAUUACGACGUUGCACACGUGGAGCAAUUUUGAGUUGACGCAUGAGUACGACGUGGCAACGUUGAGUGAGGAUAUGGUGUAUAGUAUUGCUAAUACUGGAGAGGUGUUGCCUGGGGCGAUUUGCGUCCUUACGUUGUCGACACUGGUCAGAUGCCUUGACACGGCAAUACAGAGAGGGAUCGAGGACAAAGAUGACCCCUAUGCGUUCAAAUGUUUAUCCACUUUUCAACACCACUUGUUUAUUGACGUCAUCAGCGGCGUUCACAGGAGGGUCGAAAAGACGAUCACCUUGUCGCAAAAAAUUCUCGAUUUGGCCAUUUUUGGACACCCUAUAAUUGACGAAAACAUCCAUUCGUUGGCUCUGGCGCGGUUUGGGGUAACCAGUGGUCGAGAACAACUUCGAGAACUUUUAAUUGCGAUCAAGAUCGCGUGGCGAAAUGAAGAUAGCGCCAAACUUUCGAAGUACUUGGCGAAAACUAUAGACAUAAACAUUGACAAAGAACGAGACACUCUCAAGGACGUUUACGUCAAAAUUAGUGACGUUUUUGACACUGUUGUGCAACUAGUUGAUCUUCACUGUUGUACUACAAGAACUUCCAUCACUUAUCAGAUUUUCGCCAUGAUGGUUUUAGCUGAAGGUCGUCAAGACUUCACCACUGAUCACUAUAACGACGUCGCCAUGUUGUUAGCGUCGUGCGAUGAAGUGGUUUCGGCCGAAAUCCCCAACACUCUUGCCAACAUAACCACAAUUUUAGUCAAAAGUAACCAAACGGACGAAUUUGUUAAAGUGCCACCACACGAGGGUGAAAAGUGGCUGAAAAACAAUUCCCCGGAAGCGAGUGACGCAUUAGACAAAUUUCUCAAGAACCACGGCCACAGAGGAGUGCGCGAGUUUGACAUGUACUACAAAACCUGGGGCUUGAACCCCUCCGACGUCAUCAAGAUGAUCCAAACCAACUGCAAAAAACCCACCUCCAGACAAGAAAAAGUCACCAAAUCAGUCAACGACGUCAUCGCCGCUUUAGUAACCCCCAAGAAAUUCCUCACUCGGAAAAUCUUAAAGUUCCUAGUAACAAAGAGUAGGCGUGCCGUCGGUUUGCGCGAACAAACCAAAUCCGAAACCAUCCGAUUCGUCAACAAAGUACGAACCGCUUACACAUUUCUGGGACACAAAAUGGCGCUCGCCGGGCUGAUCCCCGACGCCGACCUGAUCUACCACUUGACGCACUACGAAAUUGGUCAAAUCUUGGGAGGCUGUGACCGCAGUCCGGUCCUGAUCAUCAAGGCGCUGAAACGUCAGAAGUUGUAUCCGAAGUGGGACCAUUUGAAAUUUCCCGAAGUGUCCUAUGGGGUUCCCCGUCACGAAAGCCGCGAUUUUAUACCCAGGACUGGAGUGGGAAAGGUUAAGUGUGAAGGGACGCCCGUUUGUGCCGGAGUGGUGCAAGCGAGGGCGUGCGUCAUCACGGAUUUAAGCGAGAUCGACCAAUUGCGUGAAGGCGAUGUGUUAAUCACGUAUUGCACUGACAUAGGGUGGUCACCGUAUUUUCCAAUGUUGGGAGGGAUUGUCACGGAGCUCGGAGGCUUAGUUUCACAUGGUGCGGUGAUAGCGCGUGAAUAUGGACUACCGUGUAUUGUAGGGGCCAAAGGGGCCACCAAAACGUUCAAAACUGGAGAUAACGUAGUUCUUUCUGGAAAAACGGGCACUAUAGAAUUAAUUUAAUUGUUCUUGUUUUCGUUGAAAAUAAUGUUGUACAAGAAAAAUAACGGUUUUUAUUAAGUGUAUUAGUCAAUAUCACAAUUCUAUCUAA
Zophobas morio is the source of this 4262-nucleotide messenger RNA. RefSeq lists its product as uncharacterized. Gene Ontology annotation, molecular function: ATP binding; kinase activity. Bases 275 to 4174 code for a protein of 1299 amino acids. Gene Ontology annotation, biological process: phosphorylation. The record is from RefSeq and is a predicted model, not a curated record. The transcript is spliced from 14 exons. Lineage: Eukaryota; Metazoa; Arthropoda; Insecta; Coleoptera; Tenebrionidae.